GGAAGAUUGCAAAACCGAGUGACUCGACGUGUGACGGUUACGAUCACUUGAUAUUUCACGACACAUAUUCACCACUGUCUCUCGCCGAACGAACAACCACGCCGCUCUCGAACCUCCCAUCCCAUCUCCCUUCUUCAUCCCACCACCACCACACCGCUACAUCACCUCCGACCACCCACCAUGUCUAGCAGAGGCGGCAGCUCACGAGGCCGCGCAAAGAAGGCCGUCAAGCGGGGUGGCGGACGCAGCUUCAGCAAGAACCUCCGACCCCUCGACUCCGACGGCGUGGAACAAUCCAUGUGGGCCGAACGCGGCAACACCAUCGACGAGAACUCCUCCGAAGAAGACGACGACGACGACAGCUCCGAGGAAGAGUCGAGCGACGAUGACGGGCCCGCAAAACCCCAGGCAGAAGAAAUGACCCGCGAACAACGCCGCGCCGCCGCCAAAGCGAAGAAAGAGGCCGCCAUGAAGAAGAAGCAAGGCGCUCCCGCUCCAGGCGACAUGCCGACCUCCUCAGAGGAAGAGUCAGAGGACGAUGAGGACAUGCCCGCCAACCCCAACCACAGCACUGCGGCCCGGAAGCAGGCAGCGAUCAUCGCGCAGCCGGUGGACAAGGAUGCGCCUGCUCCCAAGCCGAAGGAGAAGCAGGAUGUUUCGCAGCUGUCGCGGCGUGAACGAGAGGCAUUGCAGGCGCAGCAGGCGAAGGAGAGAUACCAAAAGAUGCAUGCCGAGGGUAAAACGGAGGAGGCGAGGGCGGAUAUGGAGAGGUUGAAGUUGGUGAGGCAGCAGAGGGAGGAGGCUGCGGCGAGGAAGGACGCGGAGAAGCAGGAAAAGGAUUUGGUGGAGAAGGAGAAGAAGGAGCAGUUGGCGAGGAUGGACAGGCAGCAGGCGUUGAAGAAUGCGAGAGGUGGUAAGGGUGGGAAGAAGGGUGGUAAGGCUUGA
This is a messenger RNA of Zymoseptoria tritici IPO323, 945 nucleotides long. RefSeq lists its product as uncharacterized. NCBI's taxonomy places the organism in Eukaryota, Fungi, Ascomycota, Dothideomycetes, Mycosphaerellales, Mycosphaerellaceae. Gene Ontology annotation, molecular function: RNA binding. The coding region runs from base 181 to 945 and encodes 254 amino acids. Gene Ontology annotation, cellular component: cytosol. The transcript is spliced from 2 exons. The record is from RefSeq and is a predicted model, not a curated record.